CUUGAUUAGUAAAGCGGGUCGCGCAAUAUCAUUUCUCAUCAACAAUAAUCAACAAUAUAAAAAGGGGGCAUCGUUACUUGUUGCAUCACUGCAUCAUUCAACGUCUUUCGCUUAACGCUUAUAUCUCAACAAGCCUUUUUUCAUCGUCCAGCUUAUAAUGGGUAUCAAGGUCCACGGAGCACCUUUCUCGACAUGCACGCAGCGUGUUGCUGUUGUCUUGAGGGAGAAGAACGUCCCUUUUGAAAUUGUUCCCGUUAAUUUCGCUGCAGGACAGCACAAGAGCGAGGAGUUUCUCAAGUUGCAGCCGUUCGGACAGGUUCCUGUUCUAGAAGACGAUGGGUUCUUUCUUUUCGAGUCCCGUGCAAUUGGUCGGUACAUUGAAAACAAGUACAAGUCCCAAGGCACCUCGCUUGCGCCAUCUGAUCUCAAGGGUGCUGCCGUGGUUGAGCAAUGGGCUUCUGUCGAGGUUGCCAAUUUUGAUCCGUAUGCGUCAGGAAUUGUUGCUGAAUUAGUGUUUAAAAAAUUGUUCAACCGUGGCGAACCCGACUUGGAACGAGUAAAGCAGCUUCGUGCAAAGCUGGACGCUACGCUCGACGUUUACGACAAGAUUUUGGCAAAACAACCCUUCCUGACGGGUCAGCAAGUGUCCCUUGCAGAUCUUUUCCACUUACCCUAUGGUGCCAAAUUGUUUGUUGCUCAACACGGUGAUGCGAUUACAUCUCGGCCUAAUGUGAAGGCUUGGUGGGAGAGGUUGACUUCCAGACCGACUUGGCAAGAGACCGCGGCAGCUGGCGCUCAUUAAGCUUGUUAUUGUUACCAAUCUUAAAGGGCAUUAUCUUUGUUAGUUUUUGAAAACCUGAAAAUGAAUAUCUAACAUUUUAAGGAUCUACAUCUACUCAGCAGCUGUUUUUGGGUUGAAUGCAUGUGUCUCCUCGAUUGUUUCCACCCGGGACGGAGCUCCAUUGGGCUUGAAGCCACUUCUUUGUUUUACAU
This is a messenger RNA of Spizellomyces punctatus DAOM BR117, 993 nucleotides long. RefSeq lists its product as uncharacterized. The record is from RefSeq and is a predicted model, not a curated record. The transcript has 4 exons. Lineage: Eukaryota; Fungi; Chytridiomycota; Chytridiomycetes; Spizellomycetales; Spizellomycetaceae. Gene Ontology annotation, cellular component: cytoplasm. Bases 158 to 802 code for a protein of 214 amino acids. Gene Ontology annotation, molecular function: glutathione binding; glutathione transferase activity.